AUGUCAACAUCAAAGCCGCAUUUUGUCUGCGAUGCAUGCAUGUCACUUGAUUUCGGUCAGGCGAUGACAUCGUUGAGUUCUAAAGCGUUGCCAGCAGAGGGAUUAGUCCUGGACGAAGAUGCUACCAGGUUCCUGACCAUAUCGCAGAGCGAAUGCGCACUUUGCAACUUGCUCUUUACCUUUUGGUCGCGCAGCAUCAAGUCUUUUGCCCAGGUUUUUGAACCCGCGGUCAUGAAUACCGGCUUUGUCCUCCAAGCAUUUUCAUACUUACAAUAUGCUCGCGGUGUGUUUCGCAAUACACCAGGGGCUCAAGACAGCUUGAUGCUGGGUAUCACUCCCAGAAACCAGCUCGUAUUCGAUGAAGAUUUCUUCGAUAACCACGCCAAUCAGUACCACGAAUACGUUGUAUGCGUACCUAGUAUCGCCCAUGGUGGGAUUCUCAGACCUCAAGCCAUUCCCAAAUCAUUCGACUAUGAACGGGGCCGGCUGUGGAUUGAUAACUGUAGAGAAGACCACGGUUUGGAUUGUGAUGGUUCUGAGCAUCGGGAAGAGUUGAUUGUGCCUGGUAUGAAGCUGAUCGACUGCGAAACACUCCACAUCAAGCCUGGUCUUGAAACUAUGCCAUGGGUUGCCUUAAGCUAUGUUUGGGGUCAAUCUACAACAUUCUCACACCAACGUGACGGCAAAUUGCUCUGGGAAGAUAUGUCAGCGUCUGUGAAAGACGCUAUUACAGUCACACGAGGUCUAGGAUACCGUUAUCUAUGGAUCGAUAAAUACUGCAUCGACCAGGAAGACAAACGUGAAGUUGAGGAUCAAAUCCGCAGGAUGGACCUGAUAUACAGCAAUGCAGAGCUCACUAUUGUAGCUGCAGCUGGCCAGGAUGAGACCUAUGGGCUUACUGGAGUCAGUCUGACCGAGCGUCUCGAGCAGAAUAUCCUUUAUCUCGAAGGCAUUACAAUCAUGAAUACUGGACCUCAUCCGGCCUGCUAUGUGGAGUUCAAAUCUAAAUGGUUCACAAGAGGGUGGACCUUUCAAGAAGGAUUACUUUCGCGUCGGCGGAUUAUUUUCACAGAGCAUCAAGCAUUUUUUGAGUGUCAGAGAGCAAGCUGGAUGGAAGGGCUGGGCGGGGUCGAGCACAUAGACGCCCGACAUAGGAUCCAGUGGCCCCAAUGGAAGAACGGAAUCUUUCUUUUAAGUCACUUCAUGGGCCAACCAGAACACAAAUAUUCGAAUAGAGAACCUUGGGAAGUGGAUGGGAAACAGACAACGGAUCAAGCGAUAGCGUGCCGCCUGCACGAUUUCUUCCGUCCUCUUCAACAAUUUACAACCAGAACCCUCACAUUCGACACCGACUCAUUGAAGGCUGCAAUUGGUCUAUUAAAGAUAUUGGCUCAAAGAAGUCCGCCAAUUCUGAACUUUGUUGGAAUACCGUACUCGCCAGUGAAGGAAAAUAAGGAGCUCAUCGGGCCAUAUUUCUUUGCUGCACUUUCUUGGUGCCAUGAACACAAAGUCAACCCCAGGAGAAGGCAGUUCUUUCCUUCAUGGACCUGGGCUGGCUGGGCUGGCGCAAUUCGUUGGAUAUGUUACCCCUACCUCGACUCUUCAGAGUGCUUGAUUCCAUUUAUGCGCGGACUUCAAUUCGAGUCAGAGAACGGCAUGCUCUCCACGGCUUGUAACUACUUGCAACUGGAUCAAGAUUCGGAACUCUGCCCAGACAGUCGCUCAGCUGUCGCCAUUCACUUCAAGACUCCUUUGCUGUCGGCCUCUCUCUUUUGUGUUAAUUCAAACAAGAGCAAAUCGUCGGGCUGGGCCGGACUCACUCUUGGGGGCCACAAGCUUUCGAUGACAGAUAGAAAGACACCUACGGCAAGCCCGUUUGACUUUCUUGAACGCCUCGAGAACGGCCAGUGGGGAUGUCUCAUGCUCGGAAUCUAUGAGUCGAGAAGGAAUGCCAUCCGCGAGAUGUACUUGCUUAUAAUUGAAUGGCAAGAUGGUCACACGGCGACACGCGUUGGUGCUCUAGUCAUCAAUGUGACCGAUCUGGAUAUCUCUAUGGACGUAAAUUUGACGGCAUGUACCUGGGCCUCGCCGUGGCACCAGGUCCGUCUGAUCUGA
This is a messenger RNA of Colletotrichum scovillei, 2115 nucleotides long. Its product is annotated as tol protein. Bases 1 to 2115 code for a protein of 704 amino acids. Lineage: Eukaryota; Fungi; Ascomycota; Sordariomycetes; Glomerellales; Glomerellaceae. The transcript has a single exon. The record is from RefSeq and is a predicted model, not a curated record.